Zalophus californianus (California sea lion) is the source of this 5884-nucleotide messenger RNA. It is a transcript of the gene CHST15, whose product is annotated as carbohydrate sulfotransferase 15. The record is from RefSeq and is a predicted model, not a curated record. NCBI's taxonomy places the organism in Eukaryota, Metazoa, Chordata, Mammalia, Carnivora, Otariidae. Gene Ontology annotation, molecular function: N-acetylgalactosamine 4-sulfate 6-O-sulfotransferase activity. The transcript has 8 exons. The coding region runs from base 697 to 2382 and encodes 561 amino acids. Gene Ontology annotation, biological process: hexose biosynthetic process.
GCCCGGAGCGGCCUGAACUUUUGCUCCCCGCCCCCUCCUCCUUCCUCUCGGCCCUCCGCCCCCUGCUCCCUCCCGGCUGCCGGCCGUGGCUCGGGAGGCGGCGGGACUCGGGAGUUGCCGGCGCUCCUCGGCGGUGGCGUCCCCGGCUGGCUGGGCGCGGCGAGCGGAGCGCGGCAGGUAAUCUGACAUUUUAAAGAUUUUGCUCCCCCUGAAGAGGAAACAUUUUAAAGGAGCGUGGGAUGUAGAAGAAAUCUUCACAGACCUCUCCAAGGAUGGCAGGCCAACCCAUCCCUCGCUGAGACCAUGAUCGCUUCUAAUCUCCUGGGUGUCUCCAUGUUCUCCAGCGAGAAUUUUUCCAUUUCAUUUUGUGCCAUGGGAAAAACCUGAAGGACAGGCAGAAUUGCUCCCACACAUGUGGGCUUUUCUUAAGAUUGCAGUAGCUCUUACAGAACAUGACAGUUGGAGAUCACUUCUUUUUGUUGUCUUUCAGAGUUGAACCAAAGAAGGCCCUUCCUCAUCCUCCAGGGCUUUGGUGCCUGCUCAUUUUUAUAUUGUUUGUUUCCAUUGCUUGUGCCUUAAAACCAUCUUAUCUAAUCGAAAGACAUCCUUAAAGUUUUUCCAGCACAACUUGCAUGCAUCCGGGCUCCUCAGGGGCUCGCCCAUGGCUCUGUGGGCCAGCUGUCCAAGGGCAUUACCAUGAGGCACUGCAUUAAUUGCUGCAUACAGUUGUUGCCCAAUAACGAGCACAAACAGCAAGUCGGCUGCGGAGGAGGCCCCCUUCAUGGUCACCCGGAGUGCCCUGCGUGCAAAGGAGAGAACAAAAUUGUGCUCCGGGUGGACGGUAAGCAGAUGAACUUGCUUGCUGUUCUCGAGGUGAGGGCCGAGGGGAAUGAGAGCUGGGGCAGGUUUCUGCGCUUCAAGAAGGGGAAGCGAUGUAGCCUCGUGUUUGGACUGAUGAUCAUGACCUUAGUGAUGGCAUCUUAUAUCCUUUCUGGGGCCCACCAAGAGCUUCUGAUCUCCUCACCUUUCCAUUACGGAGCUUUCCCCAGCAAUCCCAGCUUGAUGGACGGAGAAAACCCUAGUGACAUGAAAGAGCAUCAUCACCAACCCUCUGUAAAUAAUAUUUCAUACGUCAAAGACUACCCAAGCAUUAAAUUAAUUAUCAACAGCAUCACAGCCAGGAUAGAAUUCACGACCAGGCAGCUCCCAGACAUAGAAGAUCUCAAGAAGCAGGAAUUGCACAUGUUUUCAGUAAUCCCCAAUAAAUUUCUUCCAAAUAGCAAGAGUCCCUGUUGGUACGAGGAGUUCAUGGGCAGGAACACCACCGACCCGUACCUGACCAACUCCUAUGUGCUCUACUCCAAGCGCUUCCGCUCCACCUUUGACGCCCUGCGCAAGGCCUUCUGGGGCCACCUGUCCCACGCCAGCGGGAAGCACUUCCGCCUCCGCUGCCUGCCGCGCUUCUACAUCAUCGGGCAGCCUAAGUGCGGCACCACCGACCUCUACGACCGCCUCCGGCUGCACCCGGAAGUCAAGUUCUCCGCCAUCAAGGAGCCCCACUGGUGGACCCGGAAGCGCUUUGGGAUUGUCCGCCUGAGAGAUGGGCUUCGGGACCGCUACCCCGUGGAAGAUUACCUGGACCUCUUUGACCUGGCCGCACACCAGAUUCAUCAAGGCCUGCAGGCUGGCUCUGCAAACGAGCAGAGCAGGAUGACUAGAAUCAUUAUCGGGGAGGCCAGCGCCUCCACCAUGUGGGACAACAACGCCUGGACCUUUUUCUAUGACAACAGCACAGAUGGAGAGCCGCCCUUUCUGACCCAGGACUUCAUCCACGCCUUUCAGCCAGACGCAAAACUGAUCGUCAUGCUCAGGGAUCCUGUGGAGAGGUUAUACUCCGACUAUCUCUACUUCGCAAGUUCGAACAAAUCUGCCGAUGACUUCCAUGAAAAAGUGACGGAAGCUCUGCAGCUGUUUGAAAAUUGCAUGCUCGAUUAUUCCUUGCGUGCCUGCGUCUACAACAACACGCUCAACAAUGCCAUGCCUGUGAGGCUCCAGGUCGGUCUGUAUGCUGUGUACCUUCUGGACUGGCUCACUGUCUUUAACAAAGAACAGUUCCUCAUUCUUCGCCUGGAAGACCACGCAUCUAACGUCAAAUACACCAUGCACAGGGUCUUCCAGUUUCUCAACCUCGGGCCCUUAGGUGAGAAACAAGAGACCCUGAUGACAAAGAGCCCCGCAUCCAACGCACGGCGCCCCGAGGACCGGAACCUGGGGCCCAUGUGGCCGGUCACCCAGAGGAUCCUGCAGGACUUCUACGGGCCCUUCAACACCAGGCUGGCACAGGUGCUCGCCGACGAGGCAUUCGCCUGGAGGAAGACCUGAGGGCCGAGCUCCUGCGGCGGGUUCCACUGUACCAUGACAGAAGAGUCUCUUUGAGGGUGGGGGGCCCUUUUACUCACAGCGUGGAGAAAACCCUGAGAUUCUUCUUCCCCUCCCAGGCACGUGUUUAGUGUAAGCAUUUGUGGUGUGAAAUAACCUGGCAACUGACCCUUCAUGGAGCUCCCCCAUCCGAGGCCACUGGAAACUCCACUGGGGAAACUGAUCCCUCCUGCACCAGAGCGGCCAGGCUGCGGGGGUGAGGCGGGCGGCGCCAGGCGGGGGGCUUCAGGGGAGGCAUGGCUGGGGGCUGAUGAUGCUGGGAUCCGAUUGAACACGCCAGAGGUCACGCCACCACGUUGGAGGUCAUGUCACCAUGCAGGAGGUCACGCCACCAUGCCGGAGGUCAUGUCAGCAUGCUGGAGGUUAUGUCACCAUGCCAGAGGUCACGUCACCAUGCCGGAGGUCAUGUCACCAUGCCAGAGGUCACAUCACCACACUGGAGGUCAUGCCACCAUGCUGGAGGUCAUGCCACCACGCUGGAGGUCAUGCCCCAUGGUAGAGAUCACACCACCAUUCUAGAGGUCAUGCCACCACGGUAGAGGUCACGCCACCAUGCUGGAGUCACUCCACCAUGCCGGAGGUCACGCCCCCACGCUAGAGGUCACUUGCACUUCCAUUCAGUUCUGGAACACCAUUCAGAUCAGUACCUUCAUUUGGGCAGAGAAUGGAGGCUCUUUCCCUUUUUCCUUUUACUCCAAAGUCCACCCUUUAUUCUCUUCGGAUGUAAACCCUGUUCCCUUUACUUGUAUGAGAGAGAAAAAGCAGUCGAACUUUGGUAGCACAUUCGUUUCUCGGACCAUCUCCCAUUCUGUCCUUGCUUUACUUGGGUUGAACUAGAAAAUGAAUGUUUAAAACCACUUUCUGCAUUUCGUUAGGCAUAGCUCUCUUUUCUGCCUCUUAAUGUGUUUCCUCCAGAGUUUUUUCAGUUUAUAAUUGGAAGGGAAGUUUUUGCUGUUAAUUCUAGACUGAGCAACUUCCAAGAAUUGAACUCUUUGUGGGAAAUCUGGGUAUCUUGGACUCUCCUCAUGCACUCAAGGUCACUACCAGGCCUGGAGGGUGUUUUAAGUUUUAGUUCUGGCCACAGACACACUCCGUUGCUCUGCUUUCCCCGAGUGAGCUCUUUACCACAUUCUCCACCACAUGUGGCCAGAGGCCCUUACUGUGUUCACAGACUACAAGAUGCUUGUGUUCUGUUUCAGAAGCACAGUGAGCGAGCUAUACGUGGGCCGAGCAUGGUAUGCUGGGAUUCUUAAUGGCAAUUUCUGGGCCCUUCAGCAGUUUGGUUUCCCAAUAGAUGGAGUAAAGUUCUCAUCAUUUCUUGGAAGUGAAGGGGAGAGAUUGAAGAGGACCCUGGAGCGCACUUGGCACCCAGCCCCAGGUGGGACCUUGAUGAGACUUCGCCCUGGAGUGUUUUCAAGGGAAGCUUCCUGCGAACCAGAGCCCUCUGGUCAAGGUCCCUUAACGCCAAAGUCAGAAAGUGCAGGUGUCUUCGUGUCCCGCCAUCGCUCGCAGACAUGCGGGUUCGCUCAGCUGUCCAGCCCUGGCACCACUGUCUUUCUGCCAUCAGGAGGUGGGACACGCAGCCCAUCUGACAGCAUGCAGAGGGCCAUAUGGACGGCCGAGCCGUUUCUGCUCCCGAAGGGGCUGUGUGCCCUGAGACCCGCUUUGUGGGACAAUGCCCCCUUUCCCUUUCCCUCACAGCCAGCAGGUGGAGCGGGGCUGGCGGGGGAGUCUGGCCUGAGCCCGGGGGGCCGCGGGAGAUACCACUCCAGCGUGCAUGUGUAUUUAUCUGCAGUGGAGGGUGUGUGCGCGCGCGUGGGUGCCUCUUCUGAGUGGGCUCCCUUCCGCUUCUGUUGCUGAUGAGGCGCCUCCGCUCUGGACACAGCCUUCUUGUGGAUUAAUUUCUCUGCCUACAAACUUGUCACUUCCAGUACACGUUUUGCUGUUCUACUCCAACCACCGCGACGACAAAGGAUUUUUCCUACACACUCCUAUGCAUGUGAAUAACAUGUAGUGUAAUUCUGCUUCUUACAGAAGUAUUACCGGAGCUAUUAUUUCCAAUAUUAUUUGGUUUAUUCUACAAAUUUUUUUGUAUAUGCAGGCCCAGCCCUUCGCGCCCAUCCGUGCCAUCCAGUUUCUCUCGAGGAGCCAUCUCUGGAGGGCGUAUCUGUCACCUCUACUUUGUCGCGUUCAGGCCCGGUUCUCGUUGACGGCCCGGGCACCGUUCCAGACGGCGGCCCUCGAGCCUGUUGUCCAAAACCAAAGUGAAAGGGAGCAUUUCUCACGAGCUGGUAUCGAAGUGACUUUGUGUCCCCAAAGUUGCGUGUUGGACUGUGUUCAGUUGUACACCCUUAGUAGUGGCAGGCAUGUUACAUGAGCCAUGGUCACGCUGUACUUUUAUUCAUAUUUAACAUUAAAUGUGGACCCCUGUGACCUGUCCCGGGAGCGCAUGCUGUUCCUUGCCCUCCUGAGCACCUGUGGUAGGUUCUGCAUGGCGUCUGCCACGUACAGAUGAGUCUGGGAAAUCGUUCAGGAUCUAACCUGUGGACUCUGCGUGCACUGGUUGAGGGGGCCUCCCGCAUACGGGGCGGGAGAGAGAAGAGCAGAGAAAGAAGGGCUCUAACGUGACCGGUGACUGCACGAGCGGCCUGCCUCACGUGGGUAUGUGCGUGUGAAGAUGGACUUCUGUGAAGAAGGUUGGGGUGACUGAUCACAGACCCUGCUCCUCCCAGAGGCUGCGCUCAGCCUGGCUGCUUCCCUCAUUCCUGGGGCCAGGCCUGGCCCCGGGGGCAGUGAGUUGGAGAUUCCUGGUGUCACUGGGUGUGUGUCACUGUCCUAGACACCCGGGGUCCCCUGGCUGCACUGGGAUGGAGGAGCUGGGGUCUCAAGUUUGGGGUUCUGGAGGCCUGGGCGAUCCUGGAGCCAGUGUGGCCCAUGGGUUGGUCCCCUAGUUCUGCAAAGACCCCCCCCUGGGGAGAGUGUCUCUCCCAGCACCGCCCCCCCCCCCCGUAGUGGUGUGUUCUGUGACUGGGGGGCUAGUGAGUCCAGGCCUGGAAAGAGGAGGAACCCCAUCUCUUGAUGAGGGAGCCAGGAACAGCUUGGCUCAGCAGAGAAAAUGGGCCUGAGAGGAGAACGUGGGGAUGGCCGAGACAUGAGGGGCAGGAGGGACGUGUGAGUCUGGAGGGUUGAUGGAGUCCCUGUCCCAGGAGACUUUCCAGAAACCCUCUCUCCUGCGUGGACACCCACCCCUACUCAGGAACCAGCUCACAGGGAACAUAUGAUGCAGAUCAUCUACAUCUUAACGUAACCCUCCCUUUGGAACGACCUCUUCCCAAACGCCCCUAUGUGGGAACCGAAGCAAGGGCUGUGCUCCGGAGGAAUUUCGGGCCUCAGCCAGCAGGGAGAGAGAGAGGUCUCGGGUGUAGGCGGGUGUUACCCUGUUGCU